Molecule: messenger RNA, 1286 nt
Organism: Beta vulgaris subsp. vulgaris (sugar beet)
Lineage: Eukaryota; Viridiplantae; Streptophyta; Magnoliopsida; Caryophyllales; Amaranthaceae
Product: 33 kDa ribonucleoprotein, chloroplastic
Exons: 4
Coding region: 98-1069 (323 amino acids)
Cellular component (GO): cytosol
Molecular function (GO): mRNA binding
Source: RefSeq, a predicted model, not a curated record
CUUAUCCAUAGACAAAUAUGGGAGGGAAACAAUCCCAACCAACGACCAAUUUACCAAGCCACUUUUCACCCCUCUUUCCUCCUCUGUGUAACUAACAAUGGCAGCAGCAGCAGCUUUUUCUUCCAUUGUCACACCUUCAUCAUCCUCAUCUUCUCUCGCUUUCUUCCCUUGUGAAACUUCAUUGAACCAUCUUUCACCCAAUUAUUUCCCAUCUCCAAAAACAAAACCUUUCCCCAAAACCCUCACUCUUAAAUCCCAGAAUUACAUUAUCUCUUCUCUCCCUGUUCUCUUCCCUCUCCAUCUAUGUCACUCUUCAUCUGUUGUUAACGAUAUCGAAGACUCGAUUACUGAUGAAUUAGAAGAAAACCCAGAUGAAUUUGAACAAGAUGAAGAGGAUGAAGAUGAAGAAGAAGAAGAGGGAGAUGAAUCAGAAGAAGUUCAAUUUGAAGAGAACAAAGGGUUCGAUUCAUAUGAUGAUCGCAGGAUUUUUGUGGGUAAUUUGCCUUAUUCAAUGACUUCAACCCAACUGUCUGAAGUCUUUGCUGACGCUGGUCAAGUACAGUCCGUUGAGAUUAUAUAUGAUAAGGUAACUGAUAGGAGCAGAGGGUUUGGAUUUGUUACCAUGGGAAGCAUCGAUGAGGCGAAAAAGGCCGUUCGGACGUUUGAUGGUUCUCAAGUUGGAGGACGAACUGUGAGGGUCAAUUUUCCAGAAGUACCAAGAGGUGGUGAGAGGAAAGUGAUGGGACCAAAAAUCCGAUACAGCAACCAGAGGUAUGUGGAUACUCCUCACAAGAUCUAUGCUGGUAAUCUCGGAUGGGGGGUUACAACACAAGGCCUCACUGAUGCCUUUGCAAACUAUCAAGGUUUUUUGAGUGCCAAGGUGAUAUAUGAUAGAACGAGUGGAAGAUCCCGAGGUUUUGGCUUCAUCACUUUCUCAUCUGCUGAUGCUGCUGAAUCUGCUCUUUCUGCCAUGAAUGGGGUGGAACUGGAAGGGCGAUCUUUACGACUAAAUAUGGCAGCCGACAGAUCUCGUUCUAACACCGAGGCUUUUUCUGAGCAGACUGCAUAACUUUCUUCUGUUAGCCCUUCAAAAAGGAAUUAGACUGAGUUGGCUAAAAUUUAUACUCCCUUUGAAGUAGCAAUUUUUCAGAGGGAAUAUAAGCGGGAAGUAGACAGAUGGUUGUAAACAGCAAAUGUCGCGAUACCAUGUAAUUUAUAUAUUCUUGUUGUAACUUGGACAAGUUAUUAUUUUUAUUUUCUAAUAGUGUACAAGUUCAAUUUUUAAA